AUGAUCCAGCCACUCGUAGAAGAAGAAGAUGAAGAGGACGACGAGAUGGACACGUUGGAGCAAUUGGAACCACUGACCCAAAGUACAAUGAUGACAGUGGUUGAGCUCGAGCAUAUGAGUCCCAUGCGUCCCCGACAGCAUUUGAUACGACGGUCCUCGAGUGCUGUAGAACGAGUGACAAUGCCAUCAACUAAAGAAGAAGUGGAAGAUGGAGGAGACAAGUCACUGCGACCGAGGUUUUUACAGGAGCGGUCGGCUACUAUUGUCCACAUCACGCCUCAAGUGGCUGAACCUGUUCGCGCACCACGGUCGAAAGCUAGUGCUUUUCUGUUAGAUGUGUUAGCGAAGUCAAGAGGGACCACAGCCGUGGAAGUCGGACGAUUACCACUUGAACCGAUACGCUCUGGAGUGACCAACAAAGUUCAUUAUGUCCCUCAGCACGAAGGAGAACGAGGAAUACCGCUGCGAAAGACAGGAAAGAAUCGUCGUCUUGGAAGGAAGGUGUCGAUUGGCACGUCGUCAGACUUGAUGGGGAGUGGAAAACCCGAGAGAACGAGAGAACGUCGUGUUAGUGCGAGUCAAGAGCACAUGACUGCGAUUGUUCGAGCGCUUCAAGCUAGCAAGCAACAAAUGCAAGCGCAGCUGGACAUUCUGCAUAGUCUUCUUCGUUUUAUCAAUUCCAGUGCAAGGGAUGAGCAUGGACAGCGACCAGUACUCAAGGAAAUGGUGGAUGUGGGAAUUAUACCCGAGCUGGCAAGUACCAUGCGCGAAUUUCGCUUUAAUACGUCCUUGCAGGUCUGUGUGAUGACCAUUUUGUCAGCGCUGGUGGAAGAAUCACCACUUUAUGCGUAUAUGAUGAGUGAGUUCAACCUGGAAAAACUACUUCAGAAAACUGUUACUGUCCAUGCUACACAAGACCGAGUCGUGAUGUUGGCGUCGAACUUAGUUCGUGCAAUUGAAGAUUCCAAACACACUGUCAACAUCCCUGCCUACCUAGCAGAGAAGGCAGCAAAAGCAAGUCAACAAUCCUCAACUUACACGGACACAGUAGUUGCAGCGAUUACUGCGAAGCCGAGACAAUCGUUCUCGUCUCCGUCUCCAACUGCGAAAUCUGCUCGAAGUCUAGCUUUGAUCAGUAAUGCCAGUUCUUCGGAGAAGAGAGGGCUUGAAAUGGAGAAUAUCAAUUUUAAGCAGUCAGCAGGACGACAACGUCAGGCGUUUUCACUCGACUUGGCUCCACCAGCGCUGAAUGCGAACUACCGUUUGUUGACUUCACAAAAAUUGAAAAAAGCAGAAGAUCUGCAACUACCAGCCGAUAGUAAAAAAAUUCUCACAUUCUCUGGGAAUCAUCAAGACAGACGGGAUCGUCCAUUGACAAGCUCGACAAGAAAGCCUUUACCACUUGAUUUGACGUCUCGGUCUCUUGCGACAGCAAUUUACUCUGGUGGAUCAAUAUUUGUGGAACCAUCGCCGCUAUCCAAGAGGUUGUCAUUCCGAGGAAGCUUUAGUGCCGGAGGUGUUCGGAGGAAGCUUAGUAUCCCGAAAAAUAUUCAACGAGCACACACUGAGCGAUUACCUCCGACACAAAUUUCAAAUAAUUGGAGCCCUGCACAGACAUUUGAAGAAUCAGCGGUAUCUUCACGUAUAAAAUCAAUGGAUGUAGAGACUUCACUAGCUAAGGACAAACCUAUCGUGACCGAUACAAAAGAAAGUGACGAAUAUGCAGAAGGUGAAAUUUCAGUUAAGAAUCAAGAGAAAGAGGAGAGUAAUGAAAAAGAAGAAAGUGGAAAAGAAGAAGAGGAUGAGUCAUAUGAAGACGAUUUUGAUACUACUGGUGACGAUGCAGACGAAGUCAAAUCGAUGCCAAGUCGUCAAGGCAGCAGCCAACUUGGAUCGGAUGGCGAGCUCAUAGAUAUGCUAACCGAAAUCAAUGCGGCCACGACCAUACAGUGUCAUGUUCGGGGACUAUUGGUUCGUCGGGAAUACGCUAAUAAAAAUGAACCUAGCAAAAACGCAGAGCCAGGACUUGGAAAAAAGGCUUCGCGGGUGGCCAGUGGUGGCAAAAGUGGAAGGCGGGGUUCUAAAACCAAAGGAAUCAACGGAAAGCGCGCAUCAUUCUCUGCCAGACACCUUCAAAAUCACAGUACCAGGAAGCUUGAAAGUUUGCGAACUGAAACUGGAAUCCGAUCGGCAACACGAACAAGGCCUGCGACUGCAGUUUCUCCAAGACCUUUUACGUCACACCAACAGAUUUUGAAUUCGAAGCAAGGCAGUGUGAACGAUGGCAUCGGUGUAAGACAACGAGCCGCAAACCUUAAUGAUCUACAGCGAGGUUCAAACAGGCUAUCACAUCAAGGACCUUCAAUGUCCAAGCAAGUCUUUUCGUCUACACGUAGUUUGAAUGAAGUCGAACCCGAGCACAAGACGGGAGAAUCUGACGUGGCGAACGAACCUCCCGAUCCCGAAUCAUUGAAACAAAUCCAGACAUUGUACGCCGAAGGCUUGCAGCACCACAAAGAGAACCACCUCGGCCUUGCUAUCGAUUGCUACGAGAAAGCGUUAGCCCUUCCUGGUGGACAGAGUUUUGCCUCUCUUCAUGUAAAUCUAGGAUCUGCGUUGAUGGCCCAGACCAAAUUUCCAGAAGCGCUCGAGUCGUUCAAACAGGCCAAGCGCAUUCAGCCCAACAACGUCAAAGCGAUCUACAAUUAUUCAGUAGCCUUACUACACUUGGAUCGACCGCAAGAAGCGCAGCAUCUGUUACGCCGCAUUCUGGAGCUGGAUCCGACUCACGAGAAGGCUACCAUCGCGCUAUCUCAUCUACGAACGCACGUAGGCAGAUAG
Phytophthora nicotianae INRA-310 is the source of this 2841-nucleotide messenger RNA. RefSeq lists its product as hypothetical. The coding region runs from base 1 to 2841 and encodes 946 amino acids. Gene Ontology annotation, molecular function: protein binding. NCBI's taxonomy places the organism in Eukaryota, Oomycota, Peronosporomycetes, Peronosporales, Peronosporaceae. The record is from RefSeq and is a predicted model, not a curated record. The transcript is spliced from 4 exons.